AUGGUCGCGCGAUUCCGUCCGCUGGGCGUCCAGAUGUACGGCAAACAACGGACGACCCCUGAUUACUUCUUCGAAGAAGGCCCGCAGAGCGAAGAAGGCAAAGAAUUCGAGUCUCUGGUCUGGGGUGAGACCCUGAGUCUUGGACCGCUCGCUAGAAACCCACAAGGUGGUAGCUAUUUGCAUCCCUACGUUCUGGCCAUCUCCUGGCCUUGGAGUCACAAGUACCCAUUCUUGCAGCACCCUGGGGUCGAUAGGUCGGAGUAUGCGCCGUAUGCAAGCGGAGGUUACGAGGGCUAUUUGUUGAACCCACCUGCUCCCGUGUACGAGCAGUGGAGGCCCGUCGAGGUGGAGUAUUACGAACGUUUCUUGCAAGAGGCAUGGUGGCAAGGCCAGUUCCAAAGGUUUGGUCACCAGGCAUUGAGGCUCAACCCGCCGUUCAACGCUCUGAUGGUCUUGCCGGACGAUUAUGAGUUUUUCAGAGACGAGGCAACGACAGGGUUGUACGAACUGAGGCAGUUCCCCCUGGCCCAGUGGCUAUGGCAUGGGACAGAGGGUCUUGUCAUCGGAAACCUCACAGCAGCCCGGCUCAAGUUCGAGGCCAGGACGUGGGGGAGAACAUAUGCAAAGAUAGACACCCAGGUGGACAAGUGCCUGGCCGACAUUGGGGAUUUGGGCAACGCGCUAGAAGGCUGGCUCGGAGACAGCAUGGCCGGAAGGCUCACGGCCGAUGCCCAGGCGACAAUAACGGCUGCGUUUGACCGAGCUGCCACCACCAUUGUUAGCGACGAUCUCAUGGUCGUUGAGCGGCUUUUCAGAUACUCCAUACAAUACGCCCAGGCGCUUAUCGCAAUGUAUUCCCUCCUCCCAACGGAAAAGGAAAGAAGAACCGUGCACCGGCGGUACAUGACGCCCCUCAGGAACCACCUGAACUCGGUGCGCAACAAACUUGGCACGCUCACACAGAGGCUCGACGUCUUCGCCGCCGCCGCCGCCAGGGUCGACGGCCAGAACCCCCUGGCCGCGCUGCUCCAGGGCUUCCGGGGCUACAUCGUCGAGUUCCUGCAGGUCGCGCGCGUCGUCAACGCCGGCCUCGAGCACGUCAUCGGGCUGCUGGCGGACGAGUUCAUCGCGCCCGGCCUCGACUACGCGCGCCACCCGGAGACCCUGCCGGCCGUGCCCGAGGCGAGGAAGCGCCUGACCAUGUCCGCGAGCCUGAAGAAGGCCGCGCUGCGCAAGGUGCAGAAUCUGAGGGGAGACGCGCGGGAUCGCGUUAGGUAUUACGUCAGCAGGUGGACGGAGAUCGUUAUGCGAAAGCAGACUGAGCAGCGGAAUGCUGCCGCCAAGGUGGAUGCUGCCACCGAGGUGGAUGCUGCUGCCAUGGAAGUAGACCCCUGA
Messenger RNA from Diaporthe citri, 1395 nucleotides. RefSeq lists its product as uncharacterized. The coding region runs from base 1 to 1395 and encodes 464 amino acids. The record is from RefSeq and is a predicted model, not a curated record. The transcript is spliced from 6 exons. Lineage: Eukaryota; Fungi; Ascomycota; Sordariomycetes; Diaporthales; Diaporthaceae.